AUGACGCCAGCAAGUCUGCAGGCCGCUGUAGUAGUGCCUGAGGAUCCGCUCUAUGAGAUCGAAUACCAUGAGUUGAAGGAGAGGCUAUUCAGCAAGUACCGGCGUGAGCUGCCCAGCGAGUUCACCAAGGUGACAGGUGGCGAGAGCGGCGACACGCCUGAAGGGGAUGCGGGAGACACCAGCUUCUCGUUCGCAUCGAGGAUCACUGAGGCAGACGAGCAGAACGACAUCAAAUCCUUGCGGCGAGCCCUGCACAAACGCCUCUUCUUCCUAGUCAGAAGCAAAGGUGAAGGCGGCAAGGAAGUUUGGCACUUUCCACAGAGGGGGCAUGAGGCAGGGCAGACGAUUAAGCAGGCAGCAGAGGGCGCUCUAGAAGGUGUUUUGACAGCGGAUGAGGGAAGGCAGGUCUACUUCAUAGGCAACUCGCCAGCCGGGCAUGGACGCUACCCAGACUAUGACAUGUUCUUCCACAGGGCUCAGCUGAUCAAGGGGUCAGUUGCCCUGCAGCCAGGCGGUGGCCCACACGACUAUGCAUGGGUCACCAAGGAGGAGCUGCCCCAGUACAUUGAGGACCCGAACGCACAGAUGCUUUUCAGCAUGAUUCUUGCAGGCCCUUGA
Molecule: messenger RNA, 618 nt
Organism: Coccomyxa subellipsoidea C-169
Lineage: Eukaryota; Viridiplantae; Chlorophyta; Trebouxiophyceae; Coccomyxaceae
Exons: 3
Coding region: 1-618 (205 amino acids)
Cellular component (GO): mitochondrial large ribosomal subunit
Molecular function (GO): structural constituent of ribosome
Source: RefSeq, a predicted model, not a curated record